AAAAAGAAGAAGAAGAAGAAGUAAAGAAAAAGAGCAAUGAGAAUGGGUACCCAAAACCCUCUACAAACGCUUUUCUCCAAAACCUUUCUUCCACUUUCUCUCCCCAAAACCCUACUCUCUCCCUCCGGUUUCCACCGCCACCGUGCCUUCACCGUCCGCGCCUCCCAAAAUUACGACUUCGACCUCUUCACUAUCGGCGCCGGAAGCGGCGGCGUCCGCGCCUCUCGUUUCGCCGCCAAUUACGGCGCUUCAGUCGCUAUCUGCGAGCUCCCUUUCUCCACCAUCUCCUCCGAAACCACCGGUGGGGUCGGCGGAACCUGUGUGCUACGUGGAUGCGUGCCGAAGAAGUUGCUAGUGUACUCAUCAAAAUACUCUCAUGAAUUUGAAGAGAGUAACGGUUUUGGAUGGAGAUAUGACAGUGAACCCAGGCAUGAUUGGAGUACUUUGAUGGCUAAUAAGAAUGCUGAGUUGCAGCGUCUUAAUGCUAUCUAUAAGAAUGUUCUGAAUAAUGCUGAUAUCAAAUUCAUUGAAGGCCGUGGAAAGAUUGUAGGUCCUCACGAAGUUGAUGUUAAUGGAAAGCUAUAUUCAGCAAAACACAUUUUAAUUUCUGUUGGGGGUCGCCCCUUUAUUCCUGAUAUUCCUGGAAGGGAGUAUGUGAUAGAUUCAGAUGCUGCCCUUGAUUUGCCUUCAAAGCCUGAGAAAAUAGCUAUUGUUGGUGGUAGUUACAUUGCCUUGGAGUUUGCUGGUAUCUUCAAUGGUUUGAAAAGCGAGGUUCAUGUAUUUAUAAGACAAAAAAAGGUUUUGAGGGGAUUUGAUGAAGAGAUUAGGGAUUUUGUUGCAGAACAGAUGUCUCUUAGAGGUAUUGAAUUCCAUACUGAGGAAUCUCCUCAAGCCAUCGUGAAGUCAGCUGAUGGAUCAUUGUCUUUGAAGACCAACAAGGGUACAGUUGAUGGUUUCUCACACAUUAUGUUUGCAACAGGACGCAGACCUAAUACCAAGAAUUUAGGGCUGGAGUCUGUUGGAGUGACUACGGCUAAAACAGGUGCUAUAGAGGUUGAUGAAUACUCCCAAACAUCGGUUCCUUCAAUUUGGGCAGUUGGAGAUGUUACAGAUAGGUUAAAUCUCACUCCAGUUGCUUUGAUGGAGGGCGCAGCAUUAGCAAAAACGCUGUUUCUGAAUGAGCCAGCAAAACCUGAUUAUAGAGCUGUUCCUUCUGCUGUUUUUUCCCAGCCACCAAUUGGACAAGUUGGUCUUACAGAGGAACAGGCUGUAGAACAGUAUGGUGAUGUUGACAUCUUCUCAGCAAAUUUUAGGCCACUAAAGGCUACACUGUCUGGUUUACCGGACCGGGUUUUUAUGAAAUUAGUAGUUUGUGCAAAAACAAAUAAAGUUCUGGGAUUGCACGUAUGUGGAGAAGAUUCGCCUGAAAUUGUGCAGGGAUUUGCUGUUGCUAUUAAAGCUGGUUUGACUAAGGCAGACUUUGAUGCCACCGUGGGCAUUCACCCAACUGCAGCUGAGGAAUUUGUCACCAUGAGGACUCCCACUAGGAAGAUUCGAAAGAGCCAUCCUUCUGAGGGAAAAACAGAUUCUGAGGUAAAAACUGGAGCAGGGACUUCACAUUAUUAACCCAAUUGUUAUACUUAAGGAAACCAGCUGGUGCUUAAGGCUAUGGUUGGAUUGAUAGAAGGAGAUGGAACGCAGGGGAAUGAAAUGAAAUAGCAUAAAUUGUCAUUAUUUAGAUUGUUUUAAAAAGGAUAGGAAUGGAAUGAUGGAAUCUAUUCUAUCUCUCCAUCCCAUAUCUCUGCCCUUUUUCUCCUCCAAAUUGGAGGGUAAGGAAUGGCACUAAAUUGUAUUUUUAUCAUUUUAAUAGGAAAUUUAUCCUUAUUACCUUCUCCUUGCUCGUUGGUGUCGUCGUCAGCUUCUUGCUGUGGUCAUAGCUCGUCGUUCCUUCACAAUGACAUGGUGUUGGAUUUUCUUACUAUGAUGUGAAUAUUGGAGAGUUCAACUG
Molecule: messenger RNA, 2008 nt
Organism: Gastrolobium bilobum
Lineage: Eukaryota; Viridiplantae; Streptophyta; Magnoliopsida; Fabales; Fabaceae
Product: glutathione reductase, chloroplastic-like
Exons: 10
Coding region: 37-1626 (529 amino acids)
Biological process (GO): cell redox homeostasis; glutathione metabolic process; cellular response to oxidative stress
Cellular component (GO): cytosol; mitochondrion
Molecular function (GO): glutathione-disulfide reductase (NADPH) activity; flavin adenine dinucleotide binding; NADP binding
Source: RefSeq, a predicted model, not a curated record